AUGAAAGUUGCAGGGUGGAUCUCGGCCACAUUCCUCGCCUCGACGGUGUUAUCGAUAGAGACGCUCCCAUUUUCCGCUCCCCAGAUAGCCGAGACCAGCAAGCGAGCAUACGAUGUCCUGCGGAUCCUGAAACGGGCCGACAACAAUUGUCUGGCCGGGUACAAUCCAUGUUCGAACCUGGGGCAUUCCGAGGUGUGCUGCGCAAGCGAUACGAAAUGCUCCCGAGACGCCGCCGACAACAUCGCCUGCUGUCCGACCGGUGCCAGCUGCACCGGUAGUCUCUCAGGCGACUCGACCAGCUUCCAGUUCCCCCAGACUGGUUCGGCCACCGCCUCGACCACCGGGCCCAACCAGGCCACGAUCACUGGGUCGACGCUGCCGGGCGCGUACCCGUUUGUCCUGGUCCCGACCACCUUCCCGAACGCCGGCGUCUGUUCGUCGUAUUAUUCUCUGUGCGAGAGCGAGUACACGCAGUGUCUCACCCAUCUGGGGGCAGGAUAUGGCGUCACGGUCGCCGGCGGCGGCGGCGGAGUGACGAGGGCUGCGACGCCGGCGGCCGUGUCCACCUGUUCGAGUCUGAGUCUGCAGGCCUGCCAUGGCCUCAACCUGGGGUACUGCGGGACGUACGCUACCGGCCAAGGUGAUGCGAACCAAGCCGGGCCCGGUCGUCCUACGAGUCUACAGGAUUUGGUGUUCGGUAUGGCGGUUGGAGUGGCAGGAAUGUUUAUUUGA
Messenger RNA from Aspergillus terreus NIH2624, 732 nucleotides. RefSeq lists its product as uncharacterized. Bases 1 to 732 code for a protein of 243 amino acids. The record is from RefSeq and is a predicted model, not a curated record. The transcript has a single exon. Lineage: Eukaryota; Fungi; Ascomycota; Eurotiomycetes; Eurotiales; Aspergillaceae.